Messenger RNA from Pipistrellus nathusii (Nathusius's pipistrelle), 1080 nucleotides. The record is from the annotation of a GenBank genome assembly. Lineage: Eukaryota; Metazoa; Chordata; Mammalia; Chiroptera; Vespertilionidae.
AUGCCCACCCCCGGCAGCACCUCCUCCCCCGGGCCCCUCCCCGAGGACGUUAGGAACCUGUUGGCAGAUGUUGAAGCAUUUGUAGCAGACGUUCUGAAAGGGGAAAAUUUAUCCAAGAAAGCAAAGGAAAAGAGAGAAUCUCUUAUUAAGAAGAUAAAAGAUGUAAAGUCUAUCUAUCUUCAGGAAUUUAAAGACAAAGGUGAUGCGGAAGAUGGGGACGAAUAUGAUGAUCCUUUCUCUGGGGCUGCAGACACUAUUUCAUUAGCCUCAGAGAGAUACGAGAAAGAUGACGAAGCUCCCUCUGACGGAACCCAGUUUCCUCCAGUGGCAGCACAGGACCUGCCGUGUGUUUUUAAGGCUGGCUACCUUGAAAAACGCAGAAAAGAUCACAGCUUUCUGGGAUUUGAAUGGCAGAAACGGUGGUGUGCUCUCAGUAAAGGCGUGUUCUAUUACUAUGGAAGUGACAAAGACAAACAGCAGAAAGGUGAAUUUGCAAUUGAUGGCUACCACGUCAGGAUGAAUAACAGUCUUAGGAAGGAUGCAAAGAAAGAUUGCUGCUUUGAAAUCGCGGCUCCUGAUAAACGUGUCUAUCAGUUCACCGCAACUUCUCCCAAAGAUGCCGAAGAAUGGGUACAGCAGCUGAAAUUUGUAUUACAAGAUAUGGGAUCUGAUAUUAUUCCUGAGGAUGAUGAAGAAGGAGGAGAAUUAUAUGAUGAUGUUGAUCAUCCUCUACCAUCCAGCAGUUCUCCAGCCGGCAGUCAGCCAAUUGAUGAUGAAAUUUAUGAGGAACUUCCAGAUGAGGAGGAGGACGCCGCUCCGGGGAGAGUGGAUGAGCAGAGGAAGACGAGCCAGGACAGUGGCCAUCACAGCACAGGAGAUAAAAGCACCGACUACGCUAAUUUUUACCAGGGUCUGUGGGACUGCACGAGUGUCCUUUCUGACGAGUUGUCAUUUAAACGCGGGGAUGUGAUUUACAUUCUGAGCAAGGAAUACAAUAGAUACGGCUGGUGGGUAGGAGAAAUGAAGGGAGCCAUUGGCUUGGUGCCGAAAGCCUACAUAAUGGAGAUGUAUGAUAUCUGA